GGAUGUGGAGCGGUUGUUUACAUGGAUGAUAUUAAUUUCACUCACAAAGGAUUUGUCUUUUGUGUUAAAGUUUGGAAUUAUAUCCAUAUAUCCGCAUCAAAUGUCCCAAUUAAACUUUACCACGCCAAAUGAAACUCGUUUAUAAAAUUUUCCUGUUUGGUCAAGGACAUUUUAAAUGGAGGUACCCCAUCAAAAAAAUUAUGUAUACAGCUCCUUACUGUUAAUGACAUUCAAAUCUUAAUAAUAAAUAAAAUAAUUCGAACAUCCUUCACGUAGUAUGCAAGCAAAGAAAGAGCUGUGUGAGCAAAAUUUUCUAUGGAAGAAUAAAUUAAUUAUUUAAUUAAGGUUGGCGACUUAUUAAAGUGGCAAGUUUUUGGUUACGGGUAUAUGUAUAUAUAUUAAAUUAAUUCUCAUUAAAAUCACUGUAAUCAAUAAUCGGUAUAUUUUUUUGUACUUCAUCCGAAUAGGAAAAUGUUAACAAAGGGAGAUAAUGUUUUUAGACAGGAUAAGAAUACAAUAAACCAAGUUGGAAAUACAUUCCAUUCAUUUUGGAGGUAAACCCGAUACUGUUUACUAAAUUAAUUCUUCAAAAAGCGUAUCUACAGUAUAUACAUAUAAAAAAAAAUAACACGAUAAAAAUGGCAACAGGAUAUCGGAACGGCAUUCCCACAACAUUUGAACCAAUGUGGAGACAUUGCGUGCAUCUUUCGAUGUAAAUCAGACAGAUCUACCACGUGUCAUCUGUAAACCCUCUUAAUAAAAUGCGUUCCUCAAACCGGUCCAGUGACUGCCUUCCCUACCUGUACCUAAGAGCAGGUGGAUGGUCCCGGCAAUCCUGCAUUGUCUGCCGCUUUUUCCAUUCAAAAACACAGACCAGUCAUACCAACCUAUGCGCAUGCGUCUAUUCAAACAUGACAAAGUUUUGUGCAGGAACUGAGAACAAAUGAAAGAGUAGAGAGAGAGUGAGUAUGUCACCGCUUCCAGGUAAAUAAUAAUGUGUUAAUUUGGCAAUCGUUCACUAUGAGUCGGUGUUACUCCGACUGUAGAGACUUAACAUGGUGGUCUCUUGGAAUUUAUUACUGAUGGAUUUAGCACAUGUUUUGUCGUAUAGUUGUUGGCAUGGCUAAGCACUUGUUAUUAAAAUUGUUUCUGUGUUUUCUGUUUUGGUCACCCUGUACGGCUCAAGAGAAUUGGUGCUACAGUGCCGGUGGAGUAGCUGGCAUUGUUAUCGCUACUGUCAUUGUCACUUUGGUGUUUAGUAGUUUGAGCUUGGCAGCUGCCUGGUAUUUUUCGAAACGGAGAAAAGUCUCCGCUCACAUCGUUCAAGGGGGUGAAGUUGUGCAAAAAAUCGGGACCAAACCGAAUUUUGCCUUCGAUAAUCCGUAUUUUAGAAACGAAGAUGAUGCGGCGUACGACACUCCCGACAAAGCGCACGACGGACAUUUUUCAAAUGUACCCAAUGGAAAGGCGAAUACCGGAAGCAAGGGCAAAAAGGCCAAAUCAUCGAAAUCUAAUCCCUUUACGUCCGUUUUUUACACGACCAAAAAGCAGAAAACUAUGGACGAUUCGUGUCUUACUAUGGAACCAGAAAGGACCGUAGUAUCCUUGAAAGGACACGAUUUUACCGGUCUUGGAUUUAAUAUUUGUGGUAAUAUGAGAGACGGAAUUUUUGUAAAAGAUGUAUUACAUCGUGGUCCUGCAAGUGAAUCAGGACAAAUUAAAGCUGGUGACAGGAUAAUUAGUGUAACUGUGUCCUUUUCAAAUAUGGUGUAUGAGGAUGCUCUUACCAUUUUGAGUUAUGCUUCUCCUUAUGAUGUGCGUUUGGAAUUAGAAUCUCCCAGAGAUAAGUCGUCCUCAAUUCAACAACAAAACAAUGCUAAGAGGUUAGCCUCCUCUAGUUUUAGUGGAGGAGGUCAUCGUCUUUUUCAUCCACUUUAUCGUAGCCAAUCCAUCGAUGAUCUAACACAAAUAGGAAAAGAUUCUUAUCCGGCUCAUGGUCUGGUACCAAAGCGAUCUCAAAGUAUGGGUAUUGCAGCCCAAAAACUUAAAUCUCAUUUUGAAGCCGAAACCAUUCCAGCUAAACCAGUACCGGUUACUGGUUCUUUAAAUGAAAGAAUGUUAGCUCAAGUUAUAAUCGAAGAUACGAAAAGGAGAAAAGAAUUGGGAAAUGGUAAUUCUGAAUCGGACGAAAUGGAUUCGAUUCAGUCUUUAAAUGGUAAACAUUUGGGAAUAAACGAUUCCUUUAGGGAAUCGUUGAAACUUGACGCCCACAUUUGUUCUUUAGCAGGAGAAAGUGCAGCUAUGAAACGAAGAACACCACAUACUCCGCCGCCAAAUUUGAUUCAAAGUAUCGUUUCUAUUGAAACUACUGCCCAAGUACAUCAAACUGAUGACAAGGAAUCUGCAGCAAGAAGUGCAGAAAGCCAGAAUUCAUUACAGGAGAAAUGCGAAUCAUCAAAAAGUAAUUUAGAUCUUACAGAAAAGAAAAGUUCACUGAAACAAAAAUCUAUAAACGAUAAAUCACAAAAAGAUGCCCAACGAGGUUAUAAUAGCAGUUGGAAUCAGUUAGAAAGGACUCAUUGUUCUGGUCGACACGGUGAAUCUCCGACGAUAUUAAAAGUGCAAGUAACAUCACGUCCUCCUGGAGAUACCGAACAGAGUAGAAUUUCAAGAAGCAACGGACUUGCAUCUACUUCCGUUCACGUUUCCGGCAUCCCUUCGGUCUCACGUCAACCGGAAAGAAAUCAAAAAGAAGUUAUUGAAAUUACAGAACGUGAAUUAGAUGAUGUCAUGAUGUCUCAUAGACAAUUUCUUUUACGAAAGGCCAAUGUUACUGGUUCUCCGGCUGGUUUAAAAAAACCAGCUGAAUUUGAAAGUUGGAAUUAUAUGGAAGAAGAAAAUAGAAAGCGAAUAAGUAGUUCUCCAAAACGUGGUUCUAGUGGAAGAUGGAAAAACUACGAAACUGGAGAAUAUAACACAAGAACUAAUGAUAACGGAUAUCCAAAUACUAUAGUGAUUCCUAGCAGUAGAUCGUCUUUUCGUGUGACGUCGCGUCCAGGCACACCACCCCCACAAUUAGAAUCGCCCACAAGCCCUAGUAUUGUUAGCCAUAUGCGGCUUUGAUAUAAAAAGAAAAACUAAAUACAUUAUGUACAUAGCUAAAUUCACGAUUCAUUUUAUUAAGUUUUUUUUUCGUAAUUCCAAAAUGUUUUCGUUACGUUUUUACAUUGUUAAAUAUAACGUUAUAUUUUUUAAUGCAUAUACAAAAUAAAGUUGCUGCUUUGUUUUAAAUACAAAAAACAAAAAUUUUAAAAGGUUAUCAAACAUUAAACUUACAUAGAAGUUUAUACAUCGCAUCACACAUUAAUUUUUGAUUGUAUCUGGUUAUACUUGCGUACAUAAAUCGAAACGAGCAUCUUAUUUGUUAAAAGAACCUAAGAAAAUCUAAAAAAUGUUAUUGAUAAUAUUGCAGAAAUUAUUCUGAGAUUUUGAAAAAUGUUUUUAUUGUAUUAACCUUGUGAGUUAAAUAGAAACGUGAUAAAUUUUAAAUGUGAUGAACAAUGAUCUAUUGUUAAAUUAUACAGCUACUUUACUUUUCAGCUGCAGAUUUUUUAU
Centruroides sculpturatus (bark scorpion) is the source of this 3615-nucleotide messenger RNA. RefSeq lists its product as uncharacterized. NCBI's taxonomy places the organism in Eukaryota, Metazoa, Arthropoda, Arachnida, Scorpiones, Buthidae. The coding region runs from base 1096 to 3123 and encodes 675 amino acids. Gene Ontology annotation, cellular component: nucleus; cytoplasm. Gene Ontology annotation, molecular function: protein binding. The record is from RefSeq and is a predicted model, not a curated record. The transcript is spliced from 6 exons. Gene Ontology annotation, biological process: regulation of RNA splicing.